AUAAACAAGAUUGGAGAUAUGGUUCGAGUAUUCUACCAAUCGCAAAUCGAUCAUAUUUUCCGAUACUCUGACGUCACCUAUGACACAUAAUUUUAUGCUUAGUUAAAAUUGAAGAGAAGAGAAGUACAUUCGGGUAAGUAUUAUAAAAGAUGUUAUAGCAUUGUCAGGAACUGAGGCAGCUACUUAGAGGCAGUUGAUUUGUUGAAAACAUUCUUUUAAUCUGUGAAACAGAUUUAAGAGCUGCUUAAACAAUUAGUAUAUAGAACUGUUAUUACAAAAUUUAAAUGGAGCAAGACUCAAAUAGAACUGUUCUCUGUAAAAUGGGCUGUGGAUUUUAUGGCAAUCAUUCUUAUGAAGGAAUGUGUAGUAAGUGUUAUAGAGAUCAUGUUAAGCGUCAGCAACAAUCCUCGCCUAGUGCUGGAAGAAAUAGUCCUGCUACAGGUGCAUGUGGAUCAACUUCAGCAUCUCAACUUACUCUUCAAUCUCCCUCUUCAACUGCAGUGGCCCAAACGACUGCUUUUUUAGAUAACUCUCAGUUACAAUCUGCCUGUCUAAGCCCUGAAACCUCUGCGUCUUUAUUAGUUGAAGAUAAAUCACCAUCAAAUCAAGUUGAAGUAUUUGAAGAAAAUUCUGAAUGUCCGGGUAAAAUAAAAAAAAAUCGUUGUUGCUCAUGCAGAAAGAAAGUGGGCCUAACAGGUUUCGAAUGCCGUUGCGGUGGUCUCUUUUGCGGCAUUCAUCGAUACUCUGACAAACAUAACUGUUCAUAUGACUAUAAAGCAGAUGGGCGAGAGCAAAUAGCUAAGGCCAAUCCAGUCAUUGUUGGUGAAAAAAUUAAAAAAAUAUGAAGCUUUAUGAUGUUGUACAUUAUUGUUUGAAUCUUUUUCAGCCUCGUGUUUGUGUGUUGGUAUUUACUUUCAUAAGCUAUUGUCGUGUACACUAGCUCUUUAGGCCCCGUAUUUUUUUUGAAAGAGUAUACCUAGCAAUUUUUAGAAUUAUUUGAUGCGUUGGAUACAUUUUAAUAAAUGUAACACCGCCUGCUGCUUCAAUAACUGAGAUUUAGUUGUCUGCUGUAAAUUAGAUUUUGCAGAAUCUUUACUUCAUUGUAUAAAUAUGUAAUCAAAUAUAUAAGUCGUAUGUGUAAGUCAA
Molecule: messenger RNA, 1146 nt
Organism: Hydra vulgaris (swiftwater hydra)
Lineage: Eukaryota; Metazoa; Cnidaria; Hydrozoa; Anthoathecata; Hydridae
Product: AN1-type zinc finger protein 5
Biological process (GO): signal transduction
Molecular function (GO): DNA binding; zinc ion binding; protein binding
Source: RefSeq, a predicted model, not a curated record